This is a messenger RNA of Otolemur garnettii (small-eared galago), 2435 nucleotides long. It is a transcript of the gene ZMYM5, whose product is annotated as zinc finger MYM-type containing 5. The coding region runs from base 188 to 2176 and encodes 662 amino acids. Gene Ontology annotation, molecular function: zinc ion binding. The record is from RefSeq and is a predicted model, not a curated record. NCBI's taxonomy places the organism in Eukaryota, Metazoa, Chordata, Mammalia, Primates, Galagidae. The transcript has 7 exons.
GGUGGAAAGAAGACAAUGGAGAAUCAGGAGAUUCAGGGAGUGCUGGUUUGGCCUCUGCAAAGAAAAUUUGAGAGGGUUCACAAGACGAACACAAAGAAGGAAUGUUUCGGAGGAGGAAGAAGGCCUGGAUGUAAGGGAUUUCUGACCAUUGCCCUAUCUUCAACAGUAAUUGUCAAGGUUCUUUGGCAUGGAUAAAUGUUCAGUGGGAGGAUUAGAACUGACUGAUGCUUUAUUAGGGAGUACAGCUAUGACAACUAGUCUCGUGGAUAUAGGAGAUUCAUUUGGUGAUCCAACUAGUCGUUCAGUUAAAAGAUCUAGAAACUCAUCAGUGGAAGAUGAUGAUGACGUUGUAUUUAUUGAAUCUAUACAACCUCCUUCAAUUUCUGCUCCUGCAAUAGCUGAUAAAAGAAGCUUUAUAUUUGCAUCAUCAAACAAUGAAAAGCCACAAGGAAGUGGUUCUAUAAUUCUUCCUUCUUCAAGAGAUUUGGCUUCUCAGAAGGGAAAUAUAAGUGAGACCAUUGUUAUUGAUGAUGAAGAGGACAUAGAAACACAUGGAAAGGAGGAGAAAAAUUCUUCUAGUUUUAUUGAAUGGGGACUUCCUGAAACUGAAAACAGAACCAAAGAUUUGGAUUUCUCUACUUCCAGUCUUUCAAGAAGUAAGACCAAGACUGGAGUAGGACCUUUUAAUCCUGGUAGAGUGAAUGUGACAGGAGACGUGUUUCAGAAUGGAGAAUCAGCAACUCAUCAUAGUCCUGAUUCUUGGAUCUCCCAGUCAGCUUCAUUUCCCCGUAAUCAGAAACAGCCAGGAGUGGAUUCUUUAUUGCCAAUGGCCUUACUUCCUAAACAGAGUUUCCAGCCUUCUGCCCAACAACAACUUAUUAAACCAGCUAAUAUCACUUGUGCAUAUUGCAAAAAUCCUUUACAGAAGGGACAGACAGCUUAUCAACGGAAAGGAUCAGCUCACCUCUUUUGUUCUACUACCUGCCUUUCUUCCUUCUCUCACAAACGUACUCGAAAGACACGAAGUGUAAAAUGUAAAAAAAAUGUAUCUGCAAAGGAGGCUACUGUUCCUCUGGUGGAAACAAGCAAAUUCUUCCAAGAAUUUUGUAGUACAUCUUGUUUGUCUCCCUGUGAAGACAACCAGAAUCUUAAAAAGGGAGUUUUUAAUAAAUCAAGAUGUAUAAUCUGUAAUAAAUUAACAGAGAUUCACCAUGAAGUCAGCGUAAAUAAUGUAACACAUAAACUGUGCAGUAACCACUGCUUUAAUAAGUACAGAAUAGCAAAUGGCCUAGUAAUGAACUGCUGUGAACAGUGUGGGGAGUACUUGCCCAGUAAAAGCACUGGGAACAACAUCCUGAUGAUUGAAGGCCAACAGAAGAGAUUUUGCUGCCAAAGUUGUGUUAACAAAUACAAACAGAUGAUGGAAACACAAUCAGAGAAAUUAUCACCAUCAGAAAAUAGAAAAAGAAAUGCUGUUAGAGAAGAAAAUGAAAGACAAUUAUAUGGAUGGUCAGGUACACUUUUAGAAAAAAUAGAGGGACUACCAGAAAAAAAGGGAAAGACUUCAGAGCUACAGAUUUCUACAGAAUGUAGUACAGAUACAUUACUGAUCAAAGAGAACAUGAGUUUAUCACCUUGUUCCAUGUCAACCAUAGCUGAUAAAUUUCAAGAGCAACUGGAAGCGAAAAGAUCAGAAGACUCUGUUAUACCAAUUGUGCUUUCUGCAGAUCCAGGUACAUGGCCCCGAGUUUUGGAUACUAAACAGCGUGACACUCUUGUUGAAAACGAUCCACCUCAAGUAAGAAAUUUUAACUUUCCCAAAGACAAUACAGGGAGGAAGUUUUCAGAAACUUAUUAUACACGCAUUCUUCCAAAUGGUGAAAAAACCAUUAGAUCCUGGUUACUUUAUUCAACCUCAAAAGAUUCUGUGUUUUGUCUACAUUGUAAGCUCUUUGGGGAAGGAAAAAAUCAACUGAAAAAUGAGCAUGGGUGCAGAGAUUGGCAGCAUUUAUCACAUAUUCUUAGUAAACAUGAAGAAAGUGAAAUGCACAUCAAUAAUAGUGUUAAGUAUUCAAAAUUAAAAUCUGAUCUGAAAAAAAUUAAAACUGUUAAAGCUGCAGAACACAGAUUAUGUGAAGAUGAGAAAAAUGAUGGUGUGCUGUUGUUGUACACAUAAUAUACUUGAUUUGGUUUGGGGUCUUAAAUACCUCAGAAAAAAAUAUGUACCAUAAUAGUCAAUAACUAAUGUGUUAAAAGGCAGAGUAACUUGAAACAGAUCAUUAGCAAUAAGUAUAAUAGCAAAUAAAUAGCAAAGCAUAUUUUUAUUCCAAAUCUAAAACUAAUUGGAUUUAAUAGUCAUUAAUGCAUAUUUUUAAUAAAGGCAAUUAUUAAUUUUCCCUGCCUAUAAAUAUAGUAUGCCUUCUUUUUUUUUUUUU